GUCACCUUAUAAUUUCUGCAUUUUUCUUUCGACAGAUCCCUUCUUGACAGUUUCAGUCAUAUAAGAAAUCACUAGUUAGCCAGAGAGCACAAUAGUUUUCAAACGUAUUUGAAUGAGCCCAAAGAAUACAAACACUUUUUCACAGGAGCACCAGAAUGGACUGGAUAAUUACUGCUUCAGUGCUCCUGUCAGUGUUAAAAGCUGCACUUUGUUUUAAUGUUGAUCCUGUGGCUUGGAAAUCCCUGAGUACCGGAGCUGCAGGUUUUGGAUACCAGGUGGUGCAGAGACAGUCAGACUCACUGGUCAGUGCUCCUCUUGCACAAUAUUCACCAAGUGAAAGGGGGAAAAUAUAUAAGUGCUCCACCACAUCCUGCCGUCCACUGUCAAUUUCAUUGCCACAAUUUGCAGUCAAUGCAUCCCUUGGUUUGACAAUGACACACGACCCCAUCACACAAAACACUAUGGCAUGUGGCUCUACCAUUCCAAAGGACUGCAAAAGCAUCACCAUGUACAAUGGUAUAUGCGCUGAGAUUAACAGAUUUGAUCGUAUUGCAGCUUUUAUGCCUUCUUCUCUUGAAGAGUGCCGAACCCAAGCAGACAUUGCAUUUCUGUUGGACGGCUCAGGCAGUGUAGAUGCAAUUGAUUUUCAAACAAUGAAAAACUUUGUGAAAGAUCUUGUCAGGUCAUUCCUGGGAAAAGAUACAAAGUUUGCCAUUGCCCAGUUCUCCACAAGUCCCACCAUCCAUUAUAACUUUAACACAUUUGAUCCUCGGUCUUGGGAAACUCAAAUAAAUCGAAUAAGACAGUUAACGGGAUGGACUUAUACAGCUACUGCCAUCAAACAUGUUGUCGAAGGUGUUUUCUCGUCAGCUGGAGGUUCUCGGCCAAAUGUGAAGAAGAUUCUGAUAGUCAUCACAGAUGGAGAAUCUAAUGACCGAACCAGCUUGCCAGAGGCAGCGAAUUUAGCACAGAGUAAAAACAUUGUUCGAUUUGCUAUUGGGGUGGGGAGUGCCUUUUCUAGUCAAGGAGCAAAAGAGGAACUGAACACCAUUGCAUCUUCUCCCCCCCAAAAACACGUGUUUAGAGUGGACAACUUCAACGCACUUGAAGCCAUAAGACAGAAUUUGCAGGAACAAAUCUUCUCUAUUGAGGGAUCUCAAACAAGUGGAGAGACACUAAAAAUGGAAAUGUCUCAAGAGGGAUUCAGUGCAGCUUAUGUUCCUGGGCAGGGAAUUCAGAUGGGAAUUGUUGGUGCCAACCAGUGGAAGGGAGGCUUCCUGCAAUACACAAGACAAGGCACAAAGAUGGGGUCUUAUGAGCCGUCAUAUAUGGAGCCUGACAGUUAUCUUGGUUACUCCAUGGCUGUUGCUAACACAAUGCAAGGCCCGCUUACAAUCGUUGGUGCCCCAAGAUAUCAACACAGAGGAGUUGUGGUGGCAGUUCAGAGAAAUGGCAAUCACAAAAUGAUUGAUCCCUCACCGUGGCAGUUUCAGAGUGGUGAAUAUUUUGGGGCUGAAGUUUGUGCCAUGGAUGUGAACGGUGACACCUACACUGACCUAAUCCUCAUAUCCGCACCGAUGUACAUGGACAAAGAUAAAGAGGGAAGAGUUUAUGUUUGCAGCUUAACUCGUUUGAAUGUCGAGUGUCACUUUGAGUCAAAUGUUGAUUCUCCAUCAAUAAUGAGUGGGGACACAUCUGACAAAGCAAGGUUUGGGUCUUCUCUUGCUGUACUGCCUGAUCUUAACGCAGAUGGUCUCAGUGAUCUGGCUGUUGGAGCACCUCUGGAGAAUGACGGUCAAGGCAGCAUCUACAUAUUCCAUGGAGAAGGGAGAAAAGGCAUCAGGCUUUCUUACUCACAGAGAAUUGCUGGCUCUGAAGUCAAGACAGGACUGAAGUUCUUUGGCAUGUCGAUCAGUCAGUCAUCUUUUGACCUUAGUGGGGAUGGACUGCCUGACUUAACCGUGGGUUCAAAGGGUGAAGUUGUCUUACUCAGAUCCAAGCCGAUAGUAAAGGUGGAAGUUGCAAUGGAAUUCAGCCCAAACCAAAUCUCUACACAAAACUCAGACUGCUCAGCACCACUGAAGAACACAGCUAAAAUCUGCUUUGCCAUGACCCAGGUUUCGAGAGUAGACGAAGCUAAUGCAAGGAUCAACUUUACUUUUACACUGGAUGCCACACGCAAGAUCCCAAACAACCGGGCUUACAUCAGUGAGAAAAAUCGAGUGAAAACCCUAUCAACUCCUCUUGAUUCACCAGAGCCACAGUGUGUCAAAGUGGAUUUUUUUAUUGAAGCUUGUCCUGAAGAUGCCCUCAAUCCACUUUACAAUGAACUCAAAUUCACCUUUGACGGAUUGCCUUCUAGUACAAAGCUCAGCCCGAGUCUCUCCCUGCUGACUCAAACAACAUCUGUUCAUCCAUUAGGGUUUGAAAUCAACUGUGGCUCUGACAACACAUGUACAGAUAAUCUGAAAGUGGAUUUCAACUUCACCAGCUCCUCAGAGGUUAAAGUUGGCAUUGAUGAACUGGUGAAUAUCACUGUCUCAGUGGAGAACACUGAGGAAAACUCCUACAACAGUCAUGUCAUUCUCACAUAUCCAGCUGGUCUCUCCUAUAGGAAAAUUACAGUUCUGCAGGGAAGAAUAGAGUGCAACUCCUUGGACAGUGCCGAUGGCUUAUUGAGAGGAAAGACAGACUGCUCUGUUGACAAGCCAAUUUUAAAGAACAACGCUAAGGCUUUCUUCAUUGUCUCUUAUGGGAUCGAAACCAAUAGUCAGCUUGGCAGGAGGAUUUUUGUCACUGCAAAUGCUACUAGUGGGAAUCAGGUGCACGCCCCCUCAAGCGAACUCUACAAAACGAAAAGUAUUAAUGUCAAGUACAGCAUUUUUGUUACAAUUGAAAGUUCCCUCAGCUACAACAAUUUCACUUUUGGAAAGAAUAAUUUGCAGAAACCUGUUCAACAAUCAAUUGUGGUUACAAAUGAUAUGAGAGCACUGAACUUCACUGUGGUGAUCAGGGUGCCAGUAAAGCUGGGCGAUAAAGACAUCUGGGUAGAUUUGAACAGUUUGCAGUUUCCAGACUGCCAAAUGGACAAAGAUGAAUUGCCUUUUGUCACAGAUUUUGUUGCUCAGAUACGGGAAAAAAAGUCAGUGGACUGCUCUGUGGCCAAGUGCAGAGUGUUCAAGUGCACUAGGUUCAUGGGAAGGCAGGAUAGGGCGGUGUACAAAAUCUCUGCCAACCUUAGUUCUGGAUGGAUAGAGCAGAUUGGACUUCAAUCUGCAAAAUUCCUCUUGACCAGCACAGCCAGUCUAGAAUAUGACAGAACCCAGUACAUCUUCUUUUCAACCAAUAACAACCCUCCUAUUCGCAAGAUUGAGGCAGAGGUUGAAGUGUAUACUGAACCAGACUUCACCAAAGAGAUUGUCGGAGGAUCCCUUGGUGGCUUGGCUCUGCUGGCUUUAAUCACUGCAGGCCUUUAUAAGGCUGGAUUUUUCAAGAGUAAAUACAAUGAGAUGAUUAAUAAUGCAGAAGGAGCAGAAGAUCCAGGGCUUACUGGAGAUGAACCCACACCAGAAUGACAAAUAUAAAGUCAGGUGAUGUCCUACAGACAUGGGCUACUUCCAGUUCAUUCAAACUUUUAGCCUGCUGCUAGCAGCUGACUGCAAAAAACAAAACAAUUGAAUAUUUACAGUGGCACUGUAAUCUCUAAUUAGUUCAUCCAUACCAAUGUCAGAACUGUAGCAUUUCUAAUCUGAAAUAGAAAAUAUACAACAGUACAAAUAUCUUGCCAUUUUAGGAAUGUACAAAAUUUGUACUCAGUAAAUAUCUGUACCACCACUUUAACACUUAAACAAGAAACCUUGGUUGUGUCUGAAAUCACUCCCUCACUAACUGUUUGGCCCCAACAAGAAGUCACAAAAUGACAUGAAAUGGUCACAAGUUAGGAAGUAAUAAAAAGUGAAUGAAGUUUCAAGUGCCUCAAAAUAAUUAUACUCAGAAGGAAAAUUGUUCAUCUGUGCACAAUUUGUUGGGUGCUGCUUAUAAAUACAACAUUCAAAGGCAAUGUAAGUGAGUAAGAUAUGAAGGAAUAGUCACCAAACAAUGAUAUUUGACGAUCUGGGAGACUCAGCAAAUAUCCAACUCUGCUGACACCCAGAAACUUCCUGAACACAGCAAAAUAAUAACAAAAAGAAAGUACAGGCAGAAGCCAAGGUCUCUGUAGAUAGGACGCUUGGCACCGCUUGGAUUAUUUUUGAAUCAUUCUAUAUAUAUUUUCAAAUAAAAUCUUGCAAAGAAAGGAUUACAGUUGUGCUGGGAACAGCUGUUCUCAAUUAUAGACAUUUGAUAUAUUUCAUAGUGAGCACUGAAUUCAGAUUUUAGGCACUAUAGAGCAUAAAUUUCACUAAAAAUCAAUUAAAAAAUGUUGGAGGGUAAGUAUAGUGCUCCAUAUGUGACUUUGGGAGGCUUUACUAAAUGACUGCACAUUGUACAUAUUGUACACAUCACAUCAUUUGUCUACAGUGAAGCAUUUCUGCAUUUGUAUUUCUUCAAACUAUGUAUACAAAUUUGUUGUAUGAUGGGAAAACCCAUCAUCAUCAGCUGCAUUCUGUUUUUUUUUUACACAUCUUGUACUGUAAAACUGCUAAAAUGCAAUAUGUAUGCUUAAGAGCUGCUCACUUGCUACUUUUAUUGACAAUUAGUUUUGCUUGCUUUGGAAUAAAGUGCUUACAUAAAAAGA
Scatophagus argus is the source of this 4735-nucleotide messenger RNA. Its product is annotated as integrin alpha-M-like. The transcript has 30 exons. Bases 156 to 3575 code for a protein of 1139 amino acids. Gene Ontology annotation, molecular function: integrin binding. Gene Ontology annotation, cellular component: integrin complex; external side of plasma membrane. Gene Ontology annotation, biological process: cell-cell adhesion; integrin-mediated signaling pathway; cell-matrix adhesion. NCBI's taxonomy places the organism in Eukaryota, Metazoa, Chordata, Actinopteri, Scatophagidae. The record is from RefSeq and is a predicted model, not a curated record.